GUGAGCGUGAGAGAGAGAAUGAAGAAAAGAGGUUGCUUUUUCUUUCCUGCAACUGCUUUUGAUUUUUUAUUUUCUUUCUUGGUUUUGUUUGUUUCCCUAGAAAAUAAAAUACCCAGUUGUCGUUCACUUCAUAUUUAGCCUGCAUAGUAUUCCCCCAAUGUGAAAAAUCACUCUCUUUCCCCAUCGCUCUCUGUGGCUAUCCUUUGAUUCCUUUUGUCAAUUAUUUUUUUGGAUUAACUAAGCAAGACAUUGGCAGAGAAGAAUCUCAGUUUCUCCUCUCUGUCUCUCUCUCAUAUGCCGAAUUGAAGCAUCCAGAUUUCAUUUUUUGGAGAACUCUAAUGGUGGUUGUGCUGGAUUUGAGGUGGAAUCUCUUUUCUAAAUAUGGGUUUUGUGCUGUUUUUCAUGCUUUUAACGUGUAGAGGGUCAUCAAAUUCUUGCUGAUAGAAGAGAGAAAAAAGCAAAACUUGGGAGAUUUGAGAUUUGUUUUGAUUGGUACAAAUGAGGGAUUUUCCUUCCUGUUUUGGUGAAAGUGGAGUCCAAGUUGCUGAUUCUUCAUCUUCAGGUACCACCAGAACUGCUCAAAACUUGGUUACUUGUGUUUAUCAAUGUAAAUUACGUGGUCAUUCUUGCUUAAUUACUGUUACUUGGACCAAGAAUCUGGUGGGUCAAGGACUUAGCAUUUCUAUUGAUGAUUUGUCCAAUCAUUGCCUCUGUAAAUUCGAUAUAAAACCAUGGUUGUUCUCUAAGAGAAAAGGGUGUAAGAAUGUCGAUUUGGAUUCUGGUAAGAUUGACAUAUAUUGGGACUUCUGUAAUGCUAAAUUUGGGUCUGGACCUGAGCCUGUUGAGGGUUUCUAUUUGGCUGUGACCUUUAACCAAGAAUUGGUUUUACUUCUUGGGGAUCUGAAGAAGGAAGCAUACAGAAAGAUUGACAAAACCUCUGUUCAUUCUAAUGCCAUUUUCAUUGCAAAGAGAGAGCACAUAUCUGGAAAGAAGUUUUAUGGUGCAAAAGCUCAAUUUACUGACAGGGGGCAGAUGCAUGAUGUUACAAUUGAGUGUGACACAGUCGAUCUUAAAGACCCGUGUCUUGUGAUCCGCAUUGACAGUAAGACAGUGAUGCAGGUGAAGCGGCUCAAAUGGAAGUUCCGGGGCAACCAUACGAUUCUGGUGGAUGGGCUUCCGGUUGAAGUGUUUUGGGAUGUACAUAACUGGCUGUUUGGUAAUGCUAUGGGCAAUGCAGUUUUUAUGUUCCAAACUUGUCUCUCCGCGGAGAAGAUGUGGUCGACCCAAUCAGUCUUUGAUCCUUCUGUAUUGUCCUGGAAGAGCUCUUCACAAGCUAAGGAUUACCCAGGUGACUGACUAUAUGAAUGCUAGGAUUGUUGCUGUUAGUUUUCUGAAAAAGUAUCACCAUACCAUAUGGUGUGAUAUUAGGUAUGCAUAUGUUACCCCGUGGACAUAAAAAUCUUUAUGACGCAUUGCCCUCGCCUCCCCCUCCCUCGCACAAAUUGCCCCAAAUAAAGUUCGGAGCAAGCAUGCAAAUGAAAUGCGGAUAUCUUGGAAAAAAAUUUCUCGGUAAUUCUAUCCAUGUGGGUGUGUGUUUUGUGUAUCAAUUUGCUACGUUUCUGAAAAAGGAGAGACCUGCAGUUGAUAAUUUUUGUGUAGAAAUGACAUUGAUUUGUUUGGUAUGCA
Messenger RNA from Tripterygium wilfordii, 1686 nucleotides. RefSeq lists its product as uncharacterized. The coding region runs from base 499 to 1356 and encodes 285 amino acids. The transcript is spliced from 2 exons. The record is from RefSeq and is a predicted model, not a curated record. Lineage: Eukaryota; Viridiplantae; Streptophyta; Magnoliopsida; Celastrales; Celastraceae.